AGGCCAUGAUUCCUUCCCUGACUGCCUUGGCUCUCCGCCUUCUGGUCACUGUGGCUUUGGGCCAGACAUUCCAAUUUCAAGAACAUGUCUUUCUCCAAUUUCUGGGCUUAGACAAAGUGCCUUCACCCCAGAAGUUCCGACCUGUGCCUUCUAUUUUGAAGAAAAUUUUCUGGGAUCGAGAGGCAGCGGCAACCAGUGGGGACUCCCAAGAUUUAUGCUACAUAAAGGAUCUUGGUACCCGUGGGAACAUACUGAGACUUCUCCUGGAUCAAGGUCUCUUUCUUUACUCCGAGAAACUUGCUCAAGCCUCCUGCCUACAGAAGCAGCUCUACUUUAACCUGUCCGCCAUUCAAGAUAAGGAGCAGUUAACAAUGGCCCAGCUCGGCCUGGAUUUGGGGCCCAACACUCACUAUAAGCAGGGACCAGAACUGGAGUUGGCUCUGUCCCUGGUUCAGGAGCCUCACGUGUGGGGCCAGUCCACCCCCAAACCAGGUAAAAUACUUGUGUUACAGUCAGUACCAUGGCCUCAAGGUGUUGUGCAUUUCAACCUGCUGGACGUGGCUAAGGAUUGGAAUAACAACCCCCGGAAGAACUUAGGUUUGUUGCUAGAGAUACUGGUCAAAGGGACCAGAGACUGGGGGGUGAAUUUUCAGCUUCAGGACACCUGUGCCAGACUGAGACAGUCCCUCCAUGCUUCCCUGCUGGUGGUGAGUCUCAACCCUGAGCAAUGCCACCCUUCAUCCCGAAGAAGGAGGGAAGCCGUUCUGGCCCCUAAGGCUUCUUGCAGAAACCUCUGCCAUCAUCACCAGCUAUUCAUCAACUUCCAGGACUUAGGUUGGCACAAGUGGAUUAUUGCCCCCAAAGGGUUCAUGGCAAACUAUUGCCAUGGAGAUUGUCCUUUCUCAAUGACCACCUCCCUCAACAGUUCCAAUUAUGCUUUCAUGCAAGCACUGAUGCAUACAGUUGACCCAGAGAUCCCCCAGGCUGUCUGUAUCCCCACCAAGCUGUCCCCCAUUUCCAUGCUCUAUCAGGACAAUGAUGACAAUGUCAUUUUACGACAUUAUGAAGACAUGGUGGUUGACGAAUGUGGAUGUGCGUAGGCUGUUAGAAAUAG
Odobenus rosmarus divergens (Pacific walrus) is the source of this 1114-nucleotide messenger RNA. It is a transcript of the gene GDF3, whose product is annotated as growth differentiation factor 3. The transcript has 2 exons. The record is from RefSeq and is a predicted model, not a curated record. NCBI's taxonomy places the organism in Eukaryota, Metazoa, Chordata, Mammalia, Carnivora, Odobenidae. Gene Ontology annotation, cellular component: extracellular region. Gene Ontology annotation, molecular function: cytokine activity; growth factor activity. Gene Ontology annotation, biological process: BMP signaling pathway; SMAD protein signal transduction. The coding region runs from base 6 to 1100 and encodes 364 amino acids.